GUGCGUCACAUCAAGUCUCCACCGUAGCUGUUUUCUUGACAGAUGAUCACUCUCAUUCGUCAACUGAGGCUUCUUGCAUUUUGCCCCUCCAUGUACACACCAUGUAUGGGGAAAGUGCCCGUUAAGGUGUGGGGAGGGGGGAGGUCCCCAGCUCCAAAAGAAACCGGGCACACCUGUUCAUGGGACGAUUCUUCUCCGCAGUCUCCUUCGCGCAAGUUACCUACCUCACUGGUAUUAUAAGACCCAUCCCGCCCAUCUAUCUCCCGAAAGGAGAAGACGAAAUUCUGGCAGUGUGCAUGUAAGUGGCACUUAUUUCCUCGUUGAUUGCCAAAGUUGUGCAGAUGCAGAUUAGUUACCUAAUUAUCCAGAAAACAGAAGCUCGAUGGAUGCCAAAGAACGGUUUUACCGCCAGUUCCAGGCAACGACAGCCCGACUCCAGGAGCAGAUUAGCCAGCUCCCAACUCUCUCGGUCGCCGGGGGCGAGCGCCAAGAUGCCAUCGAGCAUGUACUUGCUGGCAUCUCGCGUCUUUCGAGUGAGGUUGCUGACUCCAGCGACUAUCUGCCAGCUUACGACCAGCGCACUUACUCGCAGACGCUCAAGACGCUGAACGACCAGUUCAACGAUGCCAUAGCCACACUCACACCCAAGAAUCGCUUCCAGUUCAAACCUCGUGCUGCUGCUCAAGCCACUGCCGCUACCGAUCGUAGGCAGGACAGUCGGCAUCUAGUUCCCACGGCCAACGACGGCCUCGCGGCCGAGACAACUACACCUAGCACCACAUCCACGUCCGAUUCCCUUGAGCCUUCAGAUACCCUUAGCUCUCUCCCAGUAUUUUCUGGGAAGAAUUACAACGAGGAAGUUGCGCGACCUACAGCAUCUGGGAUCCGUAAGCCGAGCUUCUCAGCUGCUCGUGAUAUUGUCUUGUCUGACCAUGACCGCCUGCACAUCAUUCUCCCUUCGUCGGCGGCACGGGCGACCUCGGCCGGCGCCCUUACGAAUCUCCGCGGUUGUGUUGUGGACAUGUCGGUACCGACAAACGUCUCCGAAGGCGCUCCGUUUGCAAGCUUGGCAUUAAAAAACAUACAAGGAAGCGUCGUAGUAGCAGGCCAUGUAAACGGCCCGGCACACAUCACUGGCGUCCACAAUAGCAUACUGGUGGUGCUGGCACGACAGGUCCGGAUACAUGAAUGCGAGAAUGUCGACCUGUACCUUCACAGCACAAGCCAUCCAAUCAUUGAAGACUGCAAGGGGAUGAGAUUUGCACCAGCCCCGACAUACUAUAUUUCCAGCAGAGAUGAACAAGAAAAAAACCAGUGGGAUCAAGUUGAUGAUUUCAAAUGGCUGAAAAGCGACCACUCGCCAAACUGGAGCAUCCUGCCGGAAACCGAGCGCAUCCCAGUAGAUGUCUGGAAGAGCGUCCCCGGGGCGCCUGGGGUGGGUGUGGAAGAUAUCCUAAAGAAAGUAGGUCUCUGAAUUUGAGCGAAACGGGAGAAUAGGCUAGAUUCAAAUGGCAGACUGUAAAAUAACCCAAAAGGAAGGCAUCUUUAAAAGGGUAUCGAUUGUGUCGGUAUUAGGAGGUUUUCCGGAAGCGUGAUACCAGUCCCAAAGCUUAAUCUAGCAUUGAUUAUAAUAUUAGGCAGCCAAAUUUUCUAUCUGCCAGCCGGCUCGUUCUGAACCCUCGGUUAGAGAAAACGGCCCGCAGCGAUGG
Molecule: messenger RNA, 1709 nt
Organism: Lasiosphaeria miniovina
Lineage: Eukaryota; Fungi; Ascomycota; Sordariomycetes; Sordariales; Lasiosphaeriaceae
Product: tubulin binding cofactor C-domain-containing protein
Exons: 3
Coding region: 383-1474 (363 amino acids)
Biological process (GO): post-chaperonin tubulin folding pathway; tubulin complex assembly
Cellular component (GO): cytoplasm
Molecular function (GO): tubulin binding
Source: RefSeq, a predicted model, not a curated record